AUGGUGCUCUACUUUACCAGCAGUGUGGUCUCGCCACCUUAUAGCAUUUUUAUGGGAAAUGACAAGUUUGAAAAUGAAGAACUAAUUCGCUGGGGAUGGCCUGAGGACGUGUGGUUCCACGUGGACAAGGAGUCGUCGGCUCAUGUGUACCUUCGCCUUCGACCCAAUGAAACGCUCGACGACAUUCCAUCCUCGGUCAUUGAUGACUGUGCCCAGCUGGUCAAGGCGAACAGCAUCAAGGGCAAUAAGCUAAACAACCUCGAUGUCAUCUACACUUUGUGGUCCAACCUAAAGAAAACCGCCGAUAUGGAGGUUGGGCAGGUGGGCUUUUUUGACCAAAAAGCAGUCCGCACGGUGCGAGUUGAGAGAAGAGUCAAUGACGUCGUAAAUCGGCUGAAUAAGACCAAGGUGGUUAAAAACAACGUGGACUUGCGUGGGGAACGCGAGGGUCGCGAUAGAAAUGAACGAAAUACGCAAAAGGAAGUUCAACGAGACCUAAAGGCGAAAGAGAAAGAUGAGGCUAAACGAAAGGAAGAGGCGUCCAAAUUGCGAAGUUAUGAUAAUGUUAUGAAGUCGGAAAAUAUGACCACCAAUGAGACUGGCUACGAUUCAGAUGAUUUUAUGUAG
This is a messenger RNA of Rhagoletis zephyria (snowberry fruit fly), 627 nucleotides long. The record is from RefSeq and is a predicted model, not a curated record. NCBI's taxonomy places the organism in Eukaryota, Metazoa, Arthropoda, Insecta, Diptera, Tephritidae.